AUGACCGAUCAAACCUCGAUGCCAGACAACAUUCGAUCAGAUAUGGUUGAGAUAGCUGCUGGUUUUCUACAGAAUCCGAAGAUUGCCAGUGAAGAUAUGGAAAGAAAACGUGUAUUUUUACAAAAGAAGGGUCUGACGGAUACUGAAAUCAAUCACGCUUUUCAACGUCUACCGUCGCAAGAGACAAUAGAACAAAGCAAUCCAAAGCAACCAUCAUCCUAUUUAUAUCGUUUUGUGAAAGAUGUAGCUAUCGCUGGGCUUCUCGUAUUUCUCAUACAACUAAUCAAACGCUCGUUUCGUUCAAAUCAACCGAACGAAUUGCAAGAAACCAUAAAAAGUCUUCAAAAGACCAUUGAAGAUAUGCAAACAAGCGUUGUUAAACUUGAGCAAGCAUCCGAUCAAUUAGAUCUAAAGAUUCGAACAUCGAAUGCUCAUCCGUCCUCGUCAGUCAUCAAUGAAAUUAGACAAGAAGUUCAAUUGCUCAAAGAAACUUUCCUAAAUCGAUCACAGUUCCCAGCGAUCCCAUCGGUUCGACCGAUCGCUUCUCGUGUAACGAAUUCCACGCUGACAGAUAGUGAGAAUGAUGGUAUUAUCAUCAUAUCUGAACACGAUAAAAAGAGUGACGAUGAAAAUCUUCCAUCAACCGAUUAUUGA
This is a messenger RNA of Adineta ricciae, 654 nucleotides long. The record is from the annotation of a GenBank genome assembly. NCBI's taxonomy places the organism in Eukaryota, Metazoa, Rotifera, Eurotatoria, Adinetida, Adinetidae.